AUAAUUGAAAAAAAAAAAAAAAAAUCCUCCCCCCGACGAGAAAGAGAGAGCCGACUCCGUCCAGCCCUCCGCCCCUCGGUCUCCUCCGUCGCCGCCAUCUUCUCGACCCCAACGCCUCUUUCGCCGCUCCGUCCAGCUCCCGCUCACCCUCCUCCUCCCCGGCCUCCUCCGGCGCCGACUCCAUUUUUGCCCCUGUCCGAGGAAAAGAUCACCGCUGCGUCCCGAGGUCGUCUUCUCCUCUUGAUACCUGAAAUGCACCCUCCUUUGACUUUGCAUAGGCAUCCGAUGUGUGUAGAGAUCAUUGAAGAGUUUCAAAAAUGCCACACAGACCAUCCGAUUGCAAAAUUCUUUGGGCAAUGUACUGAAUUGAAGAUAAAGCUGGAUCGCUGUUUCCGUGAGGAAAAAGCUUUGAAACGAAAGGCUAAUUUCGAAAGGAGUAAGAUAUUGAAGGAAAGGAUACAGGCCCACAGAAAAGAAAUGACGGAGAAAAGCGCAGAAUAAUAUCACAAACUAGCAAUAUGAGUACAAAUACCUUAUUCAAAAGAAUGUUGUAUUUUUAUUUUCCCUGUAAAGAUGUUUGCUAUUUAUGCACCACAGCUGCUUAUUCAUAUGAACAUGGACAUAUUCCAGAAUGAGAAUCACAUCAGCAUAAUUUGGGCCAAUAAAUUGAUUAUUUGUCAAUAUUAGGAUUAUGACACAACUAUUGGGAUUUAAAUUGCACAUUGAUUUGAUGGUCAUUUUUAAGUUAUUAAUCCAAAGUGAUUUUCAGGGUA
Molecule: messenger RNA, 773 nt
Organism: Phoenix dactylifera (date palm)
Lineage: Eukaryota; Viridiplantae; Streptophyta; Magnoliopsida; Arecales; Arecaceae
Product: Cytochrome c oxidase biogenesis protein Cmc1-like protein
Cellular component (GO): mitochondrion
Source: RefSeq, a predicted model, not a curated record